AAUCGUUAAGGGGAGAUAUUUUAGGAAACGGGUCCACACUCCACACCAGUAGGUGGCGUUAAAGCACCAAUAUGGCGGCAAUUAAACUGAAAAAUAAAGACGAAGCAGAGCCUCCAGCAUGUGUUCAUGAGAGACACGCUGUUGAAAAAAAAACAACAACUUAUGUUUACGACUAUCACUUACAGUCGUAAACAUAAACAGGACAACAUCAUUAAAAAAACGUCGAAACGAUCCACUCUAUAUUUGUUUCUUCUUAACUGGAUGUUUUAAAACAUAAAGCAGUGAUGAAUAAGCAUUGUAGUGGAUGUUGUUUUGGAUGUAUACACGCGGUAUAACUCGGAUGUUUUAUUCUUCCGGAGAUCCAGACUCAUAAAUCAUGUGGAAAUGUCUUUAUUUGCAACGAUGCCGCAUUCACAGUUCAGCCCAGGUGCUGAAGAAAGCUCCUGUGAGGUUGAAGGGGAAGAGUGGAGCAGAGCAGCGCUGGAUGGUGCGACAGAUGAACGACCCCUUCGUUAAAGCAGCUCACCUUCAGCACUUCAGGUGCAGGAGCGCCUUCAAACUGCUGGAGAUCGAUGACAAAUACCGCCUUCUCAAGCCUGGUCUCAGUGUCAUAGACUGCGGUGCUGCACCCGGAGCCUGGAGCCAAGUAGCAGUGCAAAGGGUCAAUUCAACUGGGGAACGGCCUGAUUUAGCCAGAGGGUGUGUAUUUGGAAUAGAUCUGCUGCACAUUGCCCCUUUGCAAGGUGCCCACUUCCUGUCCAACCGGGAUAUCACCAGCCCCUCUACUCACGCCGAGCUGCAGGAGCUCCUUCCUCAAGCUUACGCUGAUGUCAUCCUCAGUGACAUGGCACCCAAUGCCACUGGGCUCAGGGAGCUGGACCAGGAGAGACUCGUGUGCAUGUGUCUUUCACUGCUUGAGCUGGCCGAGAAGCUGCUGCGGCCUGGAGGCUCGCUGCUGUGUAAGUACUGGGAUGGAGCGCUUGCACCUAAGCUCCGGGAAGGUCUUACCCGUGCUUUUCAAGACGUGAAGACUGUGAAGCCCAAAGCAAGUAGGAAAGAGUCGGCUGAGUUAUAUUUCCUAGCCAGGACAUUCAGGAAAACCUAGUAUCGCUCUUCGUGGAUGUAGAUUAUUGACAGGAUUUUUCAGUGGUUGUUUUUGAAGCAUGGUGUAUCAGGGAUAACUCAUUUUGUUUUUGUAUCGUUGUUGUUUUGUUUUUUUGGGUUUUUUUUUUUUUCAAAUGUAUGAACGUGAUAUGACAAAAAUCAGGAUAUCACGAUAAUUGAAGACAUUUCUACGAUACAUGAUGCACAUCACGAUAUAUAAUUUAGCUAACAAACUGUCUGCAAUUAAAAUAAACAAAAAAAAUGAAUGCGAGUUUGACGAUACUUUUCCUUAAUGCCUACAAAGACAAAGAAGAUUAAGUAAAAAAAAAAAAACAACAAUUUUUAUUACAUCAAAUCAACGGCAUCUUUCAGUACCAUUGAAUUUGUAAUUAUUAAAAGCGACAAAAAUACAUCACCAUACCAACGAUAUCUCAGAAAAGUGUAUCACGUAGUUGUUCAUCAUGAUAUUGAUGAUAUAUCGAUACAUCGUCCAGCCUUAGUUGUUGCAUAACCACAGAAGCCUUCAUUGAUUGGUUCUGAAUAUACAGCAUGCCUGCAUAACUGUUUAUUACAUCUGUUAAUAUUUGUUCGUGGGCUGUGUUUGGCAGAUGUACUACAGAGAAAUAACGAAUAUAAAAAUUAUCAUUAAAAACCA
Molecule: messenger RNA, 1759 nt
Organism: Ictalurus furcatus (blue catfish)
Lineage: Eukaryota; Metazoa; Chordata; Actinopteri; Siluriformes; Ictaluridae
Gene: mrm2
Product: mitochondrial rRNA methyltransferase 2
Exons: 2
Coding region: 377-1105 (242 amino acids)
Biological process (GO): RNA methylation
Cellular component (GO): mitochondrion
Molecular function (GO): rRNA (uridine-2'-O-ribose)-methyltransferase activity
Source: RefSeq, a predicted model, not a curated record